UUUCAAAUGGGCUUUUACUGAUUGGGCUUAGGCCUUUUAAAGUUGAAAACCAGUUAUCUUCUCUCCGUUGUCUUUUCCUCCAAGAUUUCUAGGGUUACUGAGAUUUGAGGAAGAUAACAAACAGCAACAAUGGCGAAUCAAGUGAUCUCCGGAAUCAAGGAAACAGCUCAAUCAAUCACCGGCGCGGCUCGUCCUUGGAGCGACUUCUUCGAUCUCUCCGCAUUCAGCUUCCCUUCCUCCUUCUCCGACGCCACAACUCGCGUCACUCAGAACCUCACUCACUUCCGCAUCAACUACACUCUCAUUAUCUCCGUCCUCCUCGCUCUAACCCUAAUCACGCGCCCGAUCGCAAUCCUCGCCUUCGUCGCCGUCGGAUUAGCCUGGUUCUUCCUCUACUUCGCUCGCGAGGAGCCGCUCACGAUCUUCGGAUUCACUGUUGACGACGGCGUCGUGGCGGUGCUUCUCAUCGGUCUUACGAUCGCGGCGCUGGUAACGACUGGAGUUUGGCUUAGUGCUCUCACCACCGUUGGAUUCGGAGCUCUGAUCUUGUUUCUACACGCGGCGCUUAGAGGAACGGAGGAUCUUGUUACGGAUGAUUUGGAGUCGCCUUAUGGACCAAUGCUCUCUACUGAUAACAGUGGUGAUUACAGUGGGAUUUGAGAUACAUUUCGUUACUUUUGAUUGAUUUAAGGAUUGUUGAUUUUAGGGUUUCGUUGUUUGUAACUAAACUCUGAUUGUUUUCUUUUGUGUUCAUUAGUAAAACAUUGUGCAAGAUUUAUAAGAUGCUUACGAAGGG
Eruca vesicaria subsp. sativa (arugula) is the source of this 796-nucleotide messenger RNA. The record is from the annotation of a GenBank genome assembly. Lineage: Eukaryota; Viridiplantae; Streptophyta; Magnoliopsida; Brassicales; Brassicaceae.